AUGGAAUUUAUACCAAGCGAAACUGUUUUACGAGAUUAUGAAAAAGCUUUCGAAAUGGCACAAAAGAAGAAGAGACAAAUCAAGACAGAUAUUCACAAUAAGCUUUUACAGGCUAUACAAGCGACCGAGAAUGUUGGUUCAAGUAUUCAAAGCGAUAGUAAUAAAUCAUUGAAGGAACUAGAAGAGGAAUAUCAUAAAAUAUAUUUGAGCAAGAUUAACUUAUCCGAGAAAUUGGGGUUUACGAAUCAACUUUAUCGUUUGACAUUCGGACAACUUCAACAAGAAAGUGAAACUAAAUCUUUCAUCAAAAAUUAUGAAGAAGCAUGGGUAAGGGAUAUGCAAAAUUUGGAUGAGGAAUUUCUAAAUACUCCAUAUACGAUUCAAAAGAUGUCAACCGUGUGGACAGAUGAAAGUUAUGAAUCUGAUAAAAUUCUUGCGAAAUGGUAUUGGCAAUUGAAAGCGUAUUUAAGAGACCUUCCUGCUAAACAAAAUUUGACAACUUCUGAAAUUUUGCUCGUUGAUGUUAUUGCUUAUGAUAUCACUUAUUCUUCUGGGAAGGGGUUAUGUUUCAGCACGCGACGUACUGGCCAUAUCGUACAAGUUCGUGUGACCAGUGAAGACUCCGAUCCUCAUUUUAAAAUCAUUUUCGACUUUCCUCUCGUUAAAUCUAUUGAUAAAUUUCAUAAAGAAUUUUCAUUGUUAUCGGGUCUCAGCCUCGACUUUACUAAUUUUAUAAAGAAUGUAAUUUGGACGGAGAUGGAUGAAUUAUUUGAACAAAGCGACUAA
Molecule: messenger RNA, 786 nt
Organism: Funneliformis geosporum
Lineage: Eukaryota; Fungi; Glomeromycota; Glomeromycetes; Glomerales; Glomeraceae
Source: the annotation of a GenBank genome assembly